This is a messenger RNA of Thecamonas trahens ATCC 50062, 2750 nucleotides long. Its product is annotated as cytosolic carboxypeptidase 3. The coding region runs from base 1 to 2694 and encodes 897 amino acids. The record is from RefSeq and is a predicted model, not a curated record. NCBI's taxonomy places the organism in Eukaryota, Apusomonadida, Apusomonadidae. Gene Ontology annotation, biological process: protein side chain deglutamylation; proteolysis. The transcript has 2 exons. Gene Ontology annotation, molecular function: metallocarboxypeptidase activity; zinc ion binding.
AUGCAAGCCAUGGCUUACGAUGACAUCGAGUCGCUGUUCAGUCCAUCGCUGGUCCGCGCUGUGCGGGCGGCGCAAGGCGGGGAACAGAGUCGGGUUCAGGGCGUGGCCCGUCCUGUCGACCCGGCCAUGAUCUGGGGCGCAGGCCUUGCCGCCUCGCCCAGAACCAGAGCCCACGUCACCAGACAGACCAGACCCUCCGCCGCCACUUCUGCUGCCACUGAAGGUGGGGAUAGUGAUGGCGGCGGCAGCGGCAGUGGUGCUGAUGCCGACAAUGGCGUCCUCUGGCCGGGCGGCCGUGAGAUUCGCCAUUGCCUCUCCGACUCGGAGCUUGACAGCCCAUCGAUGGUUGGCUCUGGCUCUGGCUCUGGUUCCGGCUCUGGUUCUGGUUCUGACUCUGACUCUGGCUCUGGAUCUGGCUACGGAUACGGCUCGCGUUACGAUGGCUACGACGGUUCUCGGACGCUGAGUCCGAACCCGUAUGGCUCGGGCAGUGGCUCGGGAACCGGCGGCGGGCUUGGUCGGGCGCUGAGGCAGGCGCCCGAGGCUGUUGUCCCGUUCUCGCCGGCGACAUCAGCCAGCUUUUACGGCAUCGAGUGGCCCGGCCCUCUGGCGGGACUCGACGCGUCGCGGGCAGAGGUUGGAGUCGGCGGCAGCAGCAGCGAGCCGCUGUGGACGUCUACGGCAGACGGCGGCAACGAGAGCAGCAGUCGCAGCCGGGGCGGGCGGCGGAGCCGCGCAUCGGCUGGGCGUGGAACGAGAGUUUACGACGCGAGCCAGCCGGUUCCGGUCUCGCCGCGUGCGCUCGAGGUGGCGCGGGCCGAGUGGCCAGCAAGCGGCGGGCACCCGCCCGUCCUGGUCUUCUCGGCGCGGUUCGAGUCGGGCAAUCUCGCGAGUGCAAUACGAGUCGGGCCGGCCGAGUACGAGCUGACGAUGGCCCCCGACGUUGGGACGCUCUGUCAUGCGCAGUGGUUCUACUUUGCUAUUAGCGGCGUGGUGCCGGGCGUCAGCUACACCUUUACCAUCACCAACUUUAUCAAGCCCGACUCGACGUUCAACCGCGGCCAGUUGCCGGUGGUGUACUCGGAUGCCGAGGCGGCGCGGUCGGGCAAGUCGUGGUGGCAUGCCGGCUUUGACGUCUGCUACACCAAGACCAAGCGCAAGCGUCCGGGCACGCGCGCCGCCUACUACUAUCAGCUCAGCUUUUCGCUCCGCUUCCCACACGCCGGAGACACUGUAUACAUUGCGUAUGCUUAUCCCUACACCUACACCCUCCUCCGCAAGCGGCUGGCGAGUCUCACUGCGGCGGCGCGCAAGGUGCUGCCUCCCGGCACAGUCCACCUCUCGACGCUCUGCCACACGCUGGCUGGCAAUCCAGUUCCGAUGCUGCGGGUGAGCGAGCCGAGCGCGCCAGCGCCGCGCCCUGGCAUUGUCUUUACCGCCCGAGUCCACCCCGGCGAGUCGCCGUCAUCGUGGAUCAUGGACGGCCUGCUCGAGGCCCUCCUUGCGCCUCACGGGCCCGGCGCUCUGCUCCGGUCCACCUUUGACUUUCUUGUCAUCCCCAUGCUCAACCCCGAUGGAGUCAUCCGCGGCAACUACCGGUGCUCGCUGGCUGGCGUUGACCUCAACCGUCAGUGGGCCAAGCCGUCGUCGCUAGUUGUUCCGUCGAUCUUUCACGCUAAGGCCGCCAUUGCCGCCUUUCAUAACCUGCACCCGGUUGCGCUGGCCGUCGACGUCCACGCUCACUCGCGAGCGCACGCCAUGUUCAUGUACGGCUGCGAGGACACCACGCCCGGCUCGCCGCCCUACGCCGCGCAAGUCUUUCCGCGCCUUCUUUAUCGCCGCUCGCUCCUCUUCUCCUUUUCGCAGUGCUCGUUCAAGGUCUCCAAGUCGAAGGAGUCGACUGCCCGCGUUGUCCUCACCCGCGAGCUUGGCAUCGCCAACUCGUACACUCUCGAGUCGACCUUUGGCGGCGCAACAGCCGGCCCGCUUGCCGGCCUCCACUUUGUGCGCGACGACCUCUCCUCAAUGGGCACCGCUCUGCUGGAGACGCUCGUUGAGCUGGGUGGGCCUGGCGCAACCGUCCGCGACGACACUCUUGCCGAGCUCGCCGUUCUCCACGCAUCGCUGGCGUCCCGCGGCGACGACGGUGGUGACACCGACGACGAGCUCGACGACUCGGCUGCCGCGUCUUCCAUCUGUCGCGCCGCCAAGGCCCGGGCCAAGCGUCGUGUCUCGCGCACGCAGACCCGUACCCGUCGGACCGGUGCAAAGUCGCGCCGCCGCAAGCUGCGCAAGUCGUCGUCGGCCAUUGUCAUCUCGUCGCGCUCGACCUCGUCUCUCCGCGCCAAGCCGACUCGCGGCCAGGCUCGCGCCCGCGCCCGUGUUCGCGCCAAGUCCAAGCCCAAGCCCAAGCUUAAGCCCAAGGGAAAGACCAAGCCGUGUCGUGCGCUCGCCGUCGCCCGCUCCUGCCCCUCGCCGUCGCCGAUGCCGAUCGCCAAGGUCGACUCUGAGUCCAAGCCCGCGUCGAGAGGCAGGGUCAAGGUCAAGGUCAAGGCCCAGGCCAAGGCCAAAGCCAAGGCCAAGGCCAAGACCAAGGCCAAAGGCAAGGGAAAGUUUAAGGUCAAGACCGAGCCGAGGUCCAAGCCCAAAGCCAAGCCGACCAAGCCGUUCCCCGGUCGCCGAUCAAAGGGCUGAAAGAGCUGAUCGUCGCCCACGAAGCACUCCUACCCUGCCUAGAGUAUAACACGACC